This is a messenger RNA of Paramisgurnus dabryanus, 2383 nucleotides long. RefSeq names its product bone morphogenetic protein 2-B. The record is from RefSeq and is a predicted model, not a curated record. Gene Ontology annotation, cellular component: extracellular region. Lineage: Eukaryota; Metazoa; Chordata; Actinopteri; Cypriniformes; Cobitidae. Gene Ontology annotation, molecular function: growth factor activity; cytokine activity.
UCUUGUUGUGUGGGUGAAUCGGUGCUAAGCUUUUCUUAACUAUUUUAUCAGUUCUUUAGUUCACAGAAUGGGUUACUUAAAAUCAUUUUUAUGCUACCUGAUUGCUCUUUUAGGCAUAGGUGGGAAUCGUGGCUUUACUUUGGUGGACGAUCUAGAAGAGGAAUUGGAGCAAAGAGACUUUAGCAAAGCUAUUUUGGAGAUGUUGCACAUUAAUAAAAUGUCAACACCUCAACAGGCAAAGCCACACCCCUAUAUGAAGCAGGUGUACCAGACCCUGGAUACACAGGCGAGAGAUCUGAGUGAUGCUGAUGGGACUCUCGUGCAGAGUUUCCGGAGCAGUGAAGACUCAAAGUACGGUACUCCAGGUUGGAUCUGGUUCAACAUGUCUCAUCUAAGCCCAUACAUGAGGGUUGCGGAGCUGGUUCUGUUGAGAAAGACUCUACACCCCGAGCCACUAAGUGUUACUGUCACAGUGCACAGUAUUUCGGCAGAAACUGCUAAUCUGAGCAUUAGUGGCCCUCUUGUGGAGCAAUUAUUGAGCCUCAACAAGCUACCUCCAUCGGGCUAUGAUGUUUUUGACGUGACCGCUGCGAUAACCCAACACCUGCCCCAUUCGGACACCCUGGGCUUUCAGUUGCGCUUUUGGGACGACAGCGGCAGCUUGGUUCUCCAUGAGGCCCUCACACAGAGCCUCUACUGCCUGAACAGGAGCUCUCUCAGUCAGCCACUUCUGGUGGUUUACAGGACCAAAUCAAUGGAGCUGAACCAGAAGACCACUGGAGAGAGACCUGAGGCUAGGAUAAGGCACAACUGUAUGGUCAGCUCAGAAUAUAACAAAAAACAAAGGCAUUUGAGGCAUACUGCCUGCAAACUGUAUGUACGUCACAUUAACCUCCAUUCAAGCGAGCUGGGUCAAUGGAUCCUACAGCCAUCACAUUUUAACAUCAGUAUUUGCAGAGGAAACUGUUCAAAACAAAUGUCACCAUCAUCCAUGACUUUUCAGAAACAGGACAAGCGUAGCACGAAUGCUUUACUUCAAAGAUCCAGCUGCGUUCCUCAAGGACUGUCGUCUCUGCUCGUAAUGUACAGCAUUGAUACUUCUGACAUUAUUAUAAAGGAAAUAAAGGAUAUCAAAGCAGAGAGAUGCACCUGUCUGCAAACUUCUCAGUGAACAUCUCAUGCAUAUACAUAUCAAACACGUUUGUAGUUAAUGGAUUGUUUAUCUGUUGAUACUGUAUCGAAAAACUGAGCUAUGUACCUCCAGAUCACCUUUAUUAUUAUGAUAGUAAUUGAAACGCAAGCAUUGGGUCUCAAUUUUUUGUGAAAUAUGCGUUUGGACGUUUUAACUAACAAGUCAUGAAUCAACAAAAACUUUCAUACUAAAAAUUUUUCUAAAUAUUUGCAAAAAUGUAAGAACAACUUAGAACACACUAUACGCAAUAAUCAUGAACAAGGAAAAUUUAAAUAAUUCAAUUUAUUAAUUUAUAUUUUUUCCCUUGUUCAUGAUUAUUGCAAACGUGUGGUUUAUUAAGUUGUUCUUACGUUUUUGCAUACAUUUAAAAUAAAUUUUAGUGUAAAAUCAUGACAUCCAUACGCACAUUUUAUGAACAAAUUUGUGCAUUACGCAUACGUAUAUAUAUAUAUAUGCUAUGUGGGCAUUUUGGGCCACAUGAUGUCACAAAAGAGCACAUGUUUUAUAUAACUGAGUGAAUAUAGGACUUCUACAAUAUAUUCUAUUAUUUACAUGAUCAAUAAAUAAAUGUGUGAAUGUUAUAUAUAGCAAAGAGCUAAAAUGUAAUAAAAAAACUGUUUAUAGUGCUGAAAAAUUCUGUAACAUAGCUGGUUACUGUACAUUGUCAACAAACAAUAACAGUUUUCACGGCAGUUAAAGGGUGGGCAUCAACAUUGUGUCCUUGUUCAGCUAGGAAUAAGUUUGCAAGAUGUUCUUUUAAGGGCACAGGCAAAGCAAACAUCUUAUAUUUUCAGAAGUCAGAAGCAAUAUCUCAUCUAUUUUAUGCACCAGCACUCAUCCAGCCUUCCCACUGUGGCCUUCAUCUCAAAGGUAACCAGCUGACCCUCAAGUGAUCAUACUAACCAUUGCUUUUUUAAAAGUUUAUCUCCUUGUAUCUAUAUAUUUGUUGUGUACAUAGAUAUGUUAUUAAAGAUGCAUAAUCAAUUGUUUUAAAUUUAUAACAUAUUCUCAAUAUAUUAAUCUGUUUGUUCCCGACAGAGAAACAUUUCUGGCAAGUGAUCAUUUUUACCCAUCUUUUACCGCAAGUGACCAUAAAAUUUAAAUUUUGUUUUUUAUUACUUUUUCAUUUAAAUGUGCUAGCCGCAUUUAAAAGAUAUAAUCAUUUAAAACUUACAUUUUCACAGGUACGGA